GGUGGGCUGUUCUAAGAGUUUGCUUAGAAAUUUGUCUUUGGCAACUUUGGGUAACCAAUUAUUUAAAUUCAGCAAUCUCUUUCUUUCUUUGCUGAGUUAUAACUUUCACUUUUGGCACCCAGCUUCCCAAAUAUGGCGAUCAUUUGAGUGAUUUCUUAUUUUUAGACAACGACGUCAUGCUUGGAAGUUAUACGGGAUGUCCCCUUCGCUUUAUGUUCACCCAAGCGUGGGGAUUACAGUACCAUGGCUGUAUGGCUCUAGUCUGUGGUGUGAUCAGUUACUGACCAAUCGUUACAGAUUGAAAUUGAACUAUUAAGUACAUGUAGCCUUGAAACAGAAAUAGCACCAGUUGUCAUGCAGUGUGAUAUAGUUCACGCUACAAGGAGAGCCAGAAAUACGGUAUUACCAACUUCAUACGCUGUCCAUGACAUAUUUAAUGGGCCAUUCAGUGGCACGACAACUUCGGCCAGACACCUUUCCGGUUUUUUUUAACCAUGUGAUGAAGACUCUUCACCAGACUUGGAGCUACAUUUUACUCUACAGGAUUCACAAAGAGGGUGAUAACGAUCGGAAAUGGAGGCACUUCGUGUUAAUGACGUACACGUGAAAAUUGUCAUCAUCUUCAUCAUAUCUGGCCUGGUGUUUGUGUGUCGUCGUGUCAACAGAUAUUUCAAACGACAGCGACAUGUGCUGGUGAUGUUGGAACAGCAGUCACGUGACAAUCACCAUGACAAUCGCCAUGACAACAAUGGAGGUGACUCUGAUAAGGAGUUCCCUGUGACUCAAAUAACUCAAACAACUGAGUCCGAUUUGGGGAGUUAUGAGCAAGACCAGGAACCUGGAACCAUGGGUGCAUUCUUCAUUGGGACCUUAUUUGACGUUGCAACUUACAUGGCCGCAAUCUUGAGCGCUGUGUACGUUGCAGCUUUUGCUGUUGUGUUAGUUGCUGUUCCUUCUGUUGCAAUCGCUGGGACGUAUGUGGUUACUUCUGCUGUUGUUGCUACUUGUCUUGCUGUUGGUAUUUUUAAAGUAUUUGUUGGAAAAGUUGGCAACACACAGUCGGCUUCUUGUGAAAAUUUGACAUCUGCUAGUGGUAGUUCUAGUGAUGUUUCAGAUACAAACCAUCACAAUAAUUAUCGGUAUUUUGAUGUCUCCAUGAUCACCGAAAAUCAUGAGGAGGAAGUCAUGCUGGGGACUUCACUCCAUAUUAAAGAGAAUUCCCUUUUCCGCACCUCUCUUGGUUUUGUUGCAAUUUUUGUUGCCAGGUGUCCGAAUAUCGUUGUGAUUGCUAUGGCUACUGUUACGUACACCUCCAUCAUUGCUGUGCUGAUUGCUGUUGUUGCAAUGAACGUUGGAAAAGUGGCAGCAAGAUUCAAUUUUUCCCAACUUGGUUUGGUACGAAAUAGCAGCCAACUGGAGUCUAUGCGCGAGAUGAAACUACAUCUGGGUACUGGACUGGGUUGUUGCGUUGUUGUCGCGGUUGUUGUGGGUGCUUAUUUUCCCAAAACGGUCAUUGCAACUUCUGUGGUUGUUUCCGCUGUUGUUGCGUCCUCCGUGAUUGUCUCCAUAACUGUUAUGGGGAGGCCGGAAACAGACCACGAAACCACCGUGCGGGAACGGGGAAUUCACAGUGAGCACCAAAACAAUGCUGGCUUUCCCCAUAGGAGAGAAAGUGGACUAGAACUCAGAAGAUUCGCAUCAACUAUUCUGAUUGAUGGUAACCAUAGCGUCCGUAUUGAAGGAAAUAUCAAUAACUUUGUGAAUAUUCAAAAUAUGGAAAGCAGCACUUUGAACUUCGACCGUGUCGUGUCAAACGAUAACAGUUAUUAAUCCGCCAAUUAGUUUCCUUCAAAUAUUGGAACCAUAACUGUUACAAAUGCAAGGGGACGUCUUAAUAAGGGAAUAACAGUGUGAGGAGCCGGUCUUCACUGCGUGAUAAUGACCGUGUUGGGGUGACCGCUGUUAAUGGACCAAUCAGAAACCAUCAACUCUCCAAGGUAUUUAUUAAUGUAAUAUAACUGUACAGAUGGAUGCUUCAUUGUAGAGUAAUUGUUAUAGACGAUCUUGGUUCAAUACUUCUACGCUGACUUUUUUCAAUAUUAACGUUUAACCUUCGCACCCAUACGUUGCUAAGUAAGUUCGCAAUGUGAAUUAUAUUCACUGACUAAAUUGAGUAAAAUUCAUGGCGUUGUCAAAAAUAGAGCAAUAGAGGAACAACUUUUAAAAUAUUGAAGAGUAUGAGAAUGAACAGGAUUACUGUACUUAUACAUAUCUGUAAAUAAGUCACAAUAUUGAAAUUGUUAUUUUUGAACAGACUUAUUUCUUUGAAACACUCCAUUGGAAAUAGAUACAUUUAAUGUUUAAAACAAUAACUUUAAAGAAAAGUGGAAAUCAACCUGUUACCUUCAGACAAUUGCACAAGUGAAGAGCUCAUUUUGCAAAAACACUUAUAUGAAAAUGAUCAAUUUUUCACCUUUUGAGAAAAUUCGCUUUAAAACAAAACAGAGACCGUUACUUGUGCACAAACUGGGACUGCCCAUUAGGCCUACAUCAUAUCGAACUCUUGUCUAUUUGUAUUUGAAAAAUGAUUUUAGGUGUUCAUGCAAAAAUAUUAAGUUGGUGGGUUUCUCAAAUUUUUUAAAAUUGGCUUUUAUCUGCUUUUUUCAACUGAGCUCUUCGAAUGCUUUGCCUAAUUUAAUUACAUAUGAAAAACUUAGUUCAGAAACUGCUUCAUAUAAUUGUUAAAAUGUAAAUUAUUAAUAUACACAGCAAUGUAACGAGGUGGUGUAAAUAGCAAAUGGUCAUUCCACUUGAAGAAUUUCAAAUUAGCAUUGAAAGCGAGGCUAAUAAUGCUCCCUUUAGGGGAUAAGAGUUGAAGGUGAAAGGUUCUCAAUGUCCUACAAUGGCUUAGCAAUGGGAGCCUCGCUUUGGAUUCUAAUAGAAAAUUUGUUUUUGUUUCUGCUGUUAACUUAGUUGGCCGACUUAAACAACAAAUUCUUAAAAAAUGCAGUUUUAUAAAAUGAUAGUGGGCAUUGGGCAAGUCCAAGAAUUCGCGCACGCAAUGUCUCAUACGUAAUCAAAGCUUAACCCUCUAAGAUAUUCAUGGAUUUUAGUGUUUUUUUAUUCUACUGUUGGGCAUCUGCAAGGAGAAUACCCACAAGAAUUAUGUUGUUAGUCUCUGCGAUGAUUAUGUAAUUAAAGAAAACAUGGCGUUACGUAUGGGACAAAAAGGGACAUUUUCUUGGACUUACCCUGCAGUAGAAGUAGAUGCAUCUCAUUGUACUUAUGCUUUUCUCAUGUACUGUAAGAACAUUUUGUAGAUAAAUGAAAAUGCAAAUCAUUUUGGAAGAAAUAAAUAUAAUGGUUGGCCAUCAAGGA
Molecule: messenger RNA, 3378 nt
Organism: Patiria miniata (bat star)
Lineage: Eukaryota; Metazoa; Echinodermata; Asteroidea; Valvatida; Asterinidae
Exons: 3
Coding region: 574-1830 (418 amino acids)
Source: RefSeq, a predicted model, not a curated record